AUGCAAGGUGGUUUUGAUACAAUUGCGUUGCACGGAGGCCACGACCCGGAUCCCAGUAUCCCCUACGGACUCGGGUAUGGGGCGCCUCGCGGGGUCCCACUUUACCGCUCGACUCCCUUUGUCUUUCGAGACACGGAGCACGCCCGGAAGCUGUUUGCUUUGGAAGAGCUCGGAAAUAUUUAUUCCCGUCUCAUGAAUCCGACAAACCAUAUUUUAGAAAGUCGCUACGCGCAGUUGGAAGGUGGGCAUCCUCUAUCGGGUCUCUCAGUGUCGAGUGGUACGACGGCUGUCUUCUACGCAAUUGCCAACCUAGCUUCGGCGGGAGACAACAUCGUGGCGAGUUCGGCUUUGUACGGCGGUACCUAUACUAUGUUCAAUGAUAUUCUACCAACUUUGGGUAUCGAAGUUCGUUUCGUCGAUGGUCAAGAUCCGAAAGAUUUUGCAAAAGUGGCUGACGACAAGACCCGCGCUUUCUUUUGCGAAUCGGUGUCCAAUCCGUCUCUCACAGUCUUUGACUUGGAAGCAAUCUCGAAAGAGGCACACAAUCUUGGUUUGCCUUUAAUUUGUGACUCGACUUUUUCGACACCGUACCUUUGCCGUCCAUUCGAGUAUGGUGCGGACAUUAUUGUAUCCUCCUUGACCAAGUGGGUCGGAGGCCAUGGUGCUUGCGUGGGUGGAAUGAUCGUUGACAAAGGAGGUUUCAAUUGGGGUGGCGGGAAGCACCCAGUUUACGACAUUCCCGACACCUCCUAUGGCGGAGAAGCGGGUCUUCGGUGGGGACACGACCUUCCUGAUGAGUUGCAACCGCUGGCCUACAAACUGCGUGCUUUAACUGUCCCGCUGCGAAAUCUGGGAGGAUGCUUGGCUCCGGACAAUGCCUGGAUGAUUGUUCAAGGGAUCGAGACUUUAUCGCUGCGCAUGGAACGCCACUGCGAAAACGCCAUGAAAGUCGCCGAGUACUUGAGCGAUCAUCCCAAGGUUGAAUGGGUCCGAUAUCCUGGUCUCCCAGGAGACUCGCAGUACGAAAAGGCCCAAAAGUAUCUCAAAGGCAAAGGCGGUGCCAUGGUCGUCUUCGGAAUUAAGGCGAGCGACGGUCGCCUAGCCGGCACGCAAUUCAUCGAUACGCUGAAAUUGCACUCGCAUGUUGCCAAUGUCGGUGACGCUCGUUCGCUAGCUAUCCACCCGGCGUCGACUACGCAUUCUCAGCUUAAGAUGGCUCAGCAAAUUGCAGCUGGUGUCCCGCCAGAGAUGGUGCGCUUGAGUACUGGAUUGGAAUCCAUUGAAGAUAUUAUUGCUGACCUGGAACAAGCUCUCGACAAAGUUCACGGAUAG
Messenger RNA from Phaeodactylum tricornutum CCAP 1055/1, 1332 nucleotides. RefSeq names its product o-acetylhomoserine. Gene Ontology annotation, molecular function: pyridoxal phosphate binding; transferase activity, transferring alkyl or aryl (other than methyl) groups. Gene Ontology annotation, biological process: transsulfuration. The transcript is spliced from 3 exons. The record is from RefSeq and is a predicted model, not a curated record. Lineage: Eukaryota; Bacillariophyta; Bacillariophyceae; Surirellales; Neidiaceae. Bases 1 to 1332 code for a protein of 443 amino acids.